This is a messenger RNA of Peronospora matthiolae, 555 nucleotides long. NCBI's taxonomy places the organism in Eukaryota, Oomycota, Peronosporomycetes, Peronosporales, Peronosporaceae. The record is from the annotation of a GenBank genome assembly.
AUGGUAGAGUUUGCCAUCAACAACUCGGUGCAUGCGUCCACGACACAUACACCGUUUUACGCGAAUGGCUUGCGCCAUCCGCGUGUACCCACCUUACUAGAGUGUAACUCUGGUUUAAGGGGGGGAGGGACUCGCGCGAGCAAAAACCGAUUUGGUUCACGCUCAUCACGCUCUGACGAAGAAGUCAUUGCGUUUGAUGCCGAUAUCGAUAACAUCGAUAUCGAAGAAGAUGAUGCCAGUGAGAGUGCGGAAGCCCUCACUGAAGAAGAUGAUGCCAGUGAGAGUGCGGAAGCCCUCACUGAAGAAGAUGAUCCCAGUGAGAGUGCGGAAGCCCUCACUGAAGAAAAGAUUGAUGUUGCUGCAGUGCGCUGUGAGCGCACUGAAGCUAACGAGUCAUCAGAUGAGUUCAUACUGGCUCGUGAAACGGUAGUCCGUUUUGUGCAAGACUCCAUCGCCGAAGCAGUGGAUAAGCAAAAGCAAAACACAGACAAGAAUGGAAGGGCAAACAAUCUUUUAUUUAAUAAAGGUGACUUAGUCCCUACUGUCUACGAUUAA